CUCUACUCCCGACUACAUGAUGAAGGGCUCCCGGACACCAGAAGCUCCAAUCUCGGCAGAACUUCCAGGAGAAUCUAUACGCGACGCGAGAUCAUCAUUGGAUUCAAGACAGGAAAAGACAGGCUUUGUGGUAACAGAGGAUGGCAGAGUUGAUGUCGAUGUGGACUCCAAACUUGCGCGAGCACUGAGCAAGAUUUACACGCCAAAGGAGUUGCCACCACCGUACCACGAAGCUGCAGAGGGCUCCAAGACAUGGGAUAUCCAGCUUAACAUUGUCAUACAUGUGGUAGGAAGUCGGGGCGACGUGCAGCCUUUCAUCGCGCUUGGAGUCGAGCUUCAGCGCUACGGUCACCGAGUUCGACUUGCUACACAUGAUGUUUUCAAGGACUUUGUCCAGUCCUCCGGGUUGGAAUUCUAUCCCAUAGGCGGCGACCCGGCCGAGUUGAUGGCGUAUAUGGUUAAGAACCCAGGGUUGAUCCCAAGUCUAAAGAGCCUGCAGGCGGGCGAGAUAACCAAGAAACGGGACAUGGUUAAGGAGAUGUUAGAAGGUUGCUGGAGAUCCUGCAUACACGAAGACUUAUAUACGAGGAAACCAUUCACAGCAGACUGCAUAAUAGCGAAUCCUCCGAGCUUUGCGCACGUACACUGCGCGCAGGCUUUGGGAAUCCCCGUCCACCUAAUGUUCACGAUGCCCUGGACCAAUACCUCCGCGUUCCCACACCCGCUAGCGAAUAUCAAAGGCCAAGAAGGACGAGAGAAUGUUGCAAACUAUAUAUCCUACAGCAUAGUCGAGUGGUUAACAUGGCAGGGGUUGGGCGACAUCAUCAACGACUUCCGCUUGGAACUCGAUCUUGAGGAGAUAGAGACCUUUGAAGGUUCAGAUUUAUUACGCAUGUUGAAAGUACCCUUCACAUACUGCUGGUCCCCCGCGCUUGUUCCUAAACCCAAGGAUUGGCCAUCUUACAUCGACGUUUGUGGUUUCUUUUUCCGAGAGCCGCCGCAAUAUACGCCGCCGCAAGAUCUCGCAGACUUUCUGAGUGCUGGUCCGCCGCCUGUCUAUAUUGGAUUUGGCAGUAUAGUACUUGACGAUGCUGCUGCAAUGACCAAGACUCUUGUCGAGGCUGUUCGAAAAGUCGGCACCCGAGCUAUCAUCUCAAAAGGAUGGUCUAAACUGGGCGGCAUUGAUGAUGAAAACAUCUUUAUGCUUGGGGAUUGUCCACAUGAAUGGCUUUUCCAGCAUGUCUCCGCAGUUGUCCAUCAUGGUGGUGCUGGUACGACAGCAUGCGGUUUACGUUUUGGUAAACCCACAACUAUCGUCCCUUUCUUUGGCGACCAACCCUUCUGGGGCAAUAUGGUCGCCGCAGCAGGAGCUGGCCAUCCUCCGAUCCACCACAAGCUACUAAAUGUUCAGAACCUCGCGGAAGCGAUUCAAUACUGCCUGUCCUCGGAAGCAAAAACCGCAGCUUUACGUAUUGCUGAACAAAUGCGAACUGAGAGCGGCGUGGCUGCAGCGGUAGAUUCAUUCCACCGGAACCUGCCACGCGAGGGAUUCAAGUGCGAUGUAAUCCCGCGCUUGCCAGCAGCGUGGGCAUGGAAAAAAGGGAAACGGACAAAGUUGUUAUCCAAAGUCGCUGCUGCCACCGUUGUCAGUAACAAUCCAAGUGAGGUCAAGCAUAUAUAUGAACCUAAGCCCAUCUUCAUCGAAAACAUCCGUUGGGACCCAAUCUCCGGCGGAGCCUCCGCGGUAUGGAAAACCUCUUACGACAUGGCCACAUCCAUCACUGGGAUGGUCACGAAACCGGUGGAAAGGGUCCAGUACGAGCAGCGCCGAAGGGCGCGUGAAGGAGCAGCAGCAGCAUCGGAUACAUCGCAAAACCAUUCACAACCAUCCAUGCACAGCUCUCGCACAUCUAUACAUUCUGCCGAUAGCGCAAACUCGAAACCAACAUCGUCAGACCGACCAUCACGCACCGGCACCGCAUUGAAAGCAUCCGCAAAAAGCAUUGGAGGCAUAGUCCCCGUCGCGACCAAGGGCAUGCUCGUCGACAUACCGCUAGCGAUCACAGAUGGCCUACACAAUAUGCCGCAGAUGUACGGCGGAGAAGUGCGCGAUAACGGCAAAGUGAAAGAUUGGAAAUCUGGGCUUUCAGUCGCUGGCAAGACGUUCGCUUGGGGAUUUGUUGACGGUAUAUCGGAUCUAGUUGUGAUGCCUUACAAGGGGGCUAAGAAGGAGGGUUCACUGGGAGCUGUGAAGGGUUUUGGAAAGGGCGCCGUGAACUUGGUUGCGAAGCCUGGAGCAGGUAUGUUCGGAGUCUUUGGGUACACGAGCGCUGGUAUAGCGAAGAGUCUUCGAUCGUCGGUGCAUGGCGGUACGAAGAAGAAGAUCAUGGAGGCUCGUCAAUGCGAAGUGCCGUUCAUGGCCCCAAGCAAACAACGCAUCCGAGAUACGACAUUCAUCACACGCAUCCGACGGCCGAUCCAAGAUACAUCGUUCAUCACAAGCACUUGCCCAUCAAUCCAACGGACACAGUUCAUCACACAAACGGACCGACAACAUGGCCCACAUGCGAGGAAUGUGGUAGCGUUGCAGACGAAGAUCUCAAUUGCACCAAUCCGGAUUGCAUCUACUACGGCACUCCCAACUGUUCAUGAAUGCAACAAUCUCAACACCCUCGACCAUCCGUUUGAUUCAUGCUCACCAGAGAGGCAUGAUAGUAGGUGGAAUGGUCGUGGUGGCCUUCAGUGA
This is a messenger RNA of Aaosphaeria arxii CBS 175.79, 2746 nucleotides long. Its product is annotated as glycosyltransferase family 1 protein. The transcript is spliced from 8 exons. Gene Ontology annotation, biological process: carbohydrate metabolic process. The coding region runs from base 17 to 2746 and encodes 909 amino acids. Gene Ontology annotation, molecular function: hexosyltransferase activity; UDP-glycosyltransferase activity. Lineage: Eukaryota; Fungi; Ascomycota; Dothideomycetes; Pleosporales. The record is from RefSeq and is a predicted model, not a curated record.